Messenger RNA from Bufo bufo (common toad), 772 nucleotides. RefSeq lists its product as uncharacterized. The coding region runs from base 10 to 699 and encodes 229 amino acids. The transcript has 2 exons. The record is from RefSeq and is a predicted model, not a curated record. Lineage: Eukaryota; Metazoa; Chordata; Amphibia; Anura; Bufonidae.
AGACCUGUUAUGGAUUUGAGGCCUACUGUGGACAGUCUGGAUCCUUCGGAAGAAUCUGACACGGCUGGGAGUGAAACCCCUGCGGUUUAUUCCCCAGCAACCAGUCCAGCACCUACGCCGGCAGAGGACCCGGACGACUCAACACUGGCCCAGGCCCCCCUACCACUGGCCAGUCCAUCUUGUAUCAUUCAGCCCCAGCCCAGACAUCAUCGCCAAGUCCCUCCCUCUACCUCUGGGCAAGAGAGUCGUGAGGUUAUUGACGCACGCGUCAUAGAUUUUCUUGCCCAGAGGCGGAGUGAUUGUGUGGAGGAGAAGAUGCUAAGGGGACUAGGGCCCCUAAUGAAGCAGGUAACUCCAAACGAGCAUCACGAGUGCCUGGCUUCAUUAGUAGUGGUCCUCAAAAUGUUCGCACUACCAAAUCAUGGCGACAUUCUAGGAAAAUUGAAUGGGAUGAAGAUUGAUUUAGAGAAUGCCGGCCAGCACCAAACACCUGGACCCUUUCAAUUUCAAACCCAACCCACCCAACCACCUUCUUUCCCCCCACACCACCAGUACGGCCUACCCCAGGGCCAAAUGCAAGGUGUGGCUCAGCCCCUUUACCCGGGCAGUUUGCAAACUGGACCACCACAGCAGGCCCAAGGAAGGCCACGGUCCUCUUUUCCAGCGGGUUCCUUUACUCAUGACCUUCUGAAUUUGUGAUUUUUUUUUGUAUAAAAUUGUUUUAUGUUCUUAAAUUGUUUUGUGCAUAAUGUACAAACCAUUGCCUUACAUU